Tetrahymena thermophila SB210 is the source of this 1254-nucleotide messenger RNA. RefSeq names its product arrestin. The record is from RefSeq and is a predicted model, not a curated record. NCBI's taxonomy places the organism in Eukaryota, Ciliophora, Oligohymenophorea, Hymenostomatida, Tetrahymenidae. The transcript has a single exon. Gene Ontology annotation, biological process: protein transport. Gene Ontology annotation, cellular component: cytoplasm.
AUGGGAUAAAGUCACCCAAACGAUAAUAGAAGACAGGUAAGAGGAGGUAUUUACAUAUAGCUUUAAUAAACUGCCUUUGUGAGCAACUAAGUCAUUCAAGGCUUGCUUAACAUCAAUUUAGAAGAGCCAUUUUAAGGUCAUAUUUUAUAAAUUACCUUAAAUGGUGUAGAAGAAACUCGUUUCACAUACGCUGUAAGGAGCGGCAAACACACUUCAACGAGACACGCAAUAGGUUAAAAUAACUUUCUCAACUUUUCUAUUCCUAUUUAUGAUUUUUCUCAAGGAUCAAAUGACCCUGCUUUUAUAAUCCAACCCUGUUAGUUAGUAAUUCCAUUUUAAUUAGUGGUUGCUGAUAAAUUGCCUUCUUCGAUGAGGUAUUUCUACACAGAGGCUAAUUAAUGCUCAAUUAAAUAUAAUCUUAUUGCUUCAAUAAUUCCUACAGAGGCUAAUGUGAAACCUGUAUAAGGCAUUUAAGAAAUAUUUAUCGGAUAACAAAUCCCUACUAUUGAUUUACCUAACACUACUACUUCUACUUAAUCCCCUGAGGUAUGUUGCUGUUGUAAAUCAGGGUAAAUUAAAUAUAACAUAACUACAAAUAGCAGAUCUUACUCACCUAAUGAAAUUAUCUCAAUGAAAAUUGACAUAGAUUUCAACUAAUUCAAUAAAAAUAUCAAAUGUUUAAAUAUUAAACUAAUAGGCCUACUUUCAAUGAAAGCAAGUAAUACUUAAAGAGAAAAGCAUGUAGUAAUUUACGAAUAACCAAUGAGCGUAAAAGUGGAGAAAUCUUAAAUAAAACAGGAAGUACAAAUACAAAUACCUGGUGAUGUUACUUUAUCCUCUCAGGGUCAGAUGAUUUAAGUAUAGUAUGGACUACAAUUAACUUCAGUGAUAGAUACUUGCUGUUGCGUAUCAGAUAGUUAACCUCAUGAAAUAAAGCUCUACAUUAAUCCUUAAUCAAAUUAAAUAUUUGGUUAUAAUGGAAUCCCAUAAUAAUUAUAAGUCUAAGCCCCUCAAAGCUGGAAUCCUAUUUAGCUAUAACCUACUUAAUUCAACUAGCAGCAAAGCGCCUACAUAUAGCAAUAGCAAAAUUAAUUUUUUGCUAGAGAGUAGCAAUACUAAAUAUAAUUAAAUAAUUAGCAAAACAAUCUUCAGAUUCAAUCCUAAUAACCUAUCAAUUACGUGCCUGAAUAAAUGGGACCUUAAGUAUAUCCAAGCAAUAUGUAAAUGGCAACCCUAAAUUAAAAUUUUCUUUGA